AUGUGCCGCUGGUUCGCCUACAUCUCGCCUACCGAACCCUGUCUCCUCGAAGACGUCCUGAUCACGCCGCAACACUCCCUGUCCAAGCAAGUGCACGACCACUACCUCCCCAAACUCUUCUCUCACGUCCCCGGUGAACAAACCACCAAGCAAGAAAUCACACUACGAAACCGCCUGAACAAUGUCGACGGCUUCGGCAUGGUCUGGUACACGCCAUCCCGCUCCGGCUUCAUCACCGACAUCGAAGGCAGUCGCCCAGUCGUCUACAAGAAUGCCCAACCGCCGAAUAACGACGCCAACUUCCACAGCAUCUGCGCGGGCACCGCGACGAAAGGCCUCUUCGCGCACAUCCGAGCCGCAACAGGGACCAGCGUCGCGGCGAUAAAUAACCACCCGUUCACAUUUGGGCGGCACACGAUCAUGCACAACGGACUGAUCAGCCACUUCACCGACAUCCGGCGGCCCAUGCUCGAUCUGAUCGAAAAGUCGGCGUACGAGAACAUCCACGGCACGACGGACUCGGAACACCUGGCAGCACUGUACAUGACCAACUUGACCAAGAAUGUCGGGGACGGCACGACGAGCUGGGAACGACAGUAUCAGCCCACGGAGAUGCUGGACGCUCUCGUCACUUCCUUCCACCAGGUCAUCGCGCUCCAACAGUCCACGCUGGGACCGCAAAAUGUGCAAGCCUGUUCCCUGAACGUAUGUUGUACGGAUGGGCAGCAACUUAUUUCAGUGCGCCUGCGCAACCACGCGGUCGAGAACCCUCCGUCAUUAUACUACAGCACCACGGCGGGGGUGACGCUGAACAGUAAAUACCCGGACCAUCCCGACGCAGGGGUCGGGAACCCCAACCCGAGUAAGAGCGCAGCGGAGCAUGGCAAACACGUGAUUGUGGCGAGCGAACCGUCGACGUAUAAAAUCGAAGAGUGGAACGUCAUUGAGAAGAAUCACGCCGUCUUGGUGGACAGGGAGGGGAAUUGUACCGAGCAGAAAGUGGAUAUGCCCGAGGAAUUCCUGGCGCAGGCGGCCACGGGGAAGCAUUUCUAG
Molecule: messenger RNA, 1053 nt
Organism: Cladophialophora carrionii CBS 160.54
Lineage: Eukaryota; Fungi; Ascomycota; Eurotiomycetes; Chaetothyriales; Herpotrichiellaceae
Exons: 1
Coding region: 1-1053 (350 amino acids)
Source: RefSeq, a predicted model, not a curated record